Messenger RNA from Leucoraja erinaceus (little skate), 2053 nucleotides. It is a transcript of the gene dpm2, whose product is annotated as dolichyl-phosphate mannosyltransferase subunit 2, regulatory. The transcript has 4 exons. NCBI's taxonomy places the organism in Eukaryota, Metazoa, Chordata, Chondrichthyes, Rajiformes, Rajidae. Gene Ontology annotation, cellular component: dolichol-phosphate-mannose synthase complex; endoplasmic reticulum membrane. Gene Ontology annotation, molecular function: enzyme regulator activity. Gene Ontology annotation, biological process: GPI anchor biosynthetic process. Bases 148 to 402 code for a protein of 84 amino acids. The record is from RefSeq and is a predicted model, not a curated record.
CACCGGCCCGCUGACUGUACCACGUGAUGCGGGGCUGACUGACUGAGGGGCCAAACUGGAAGCUUCUCCCGGAAGCUGCCGGGCGGGAGCGGGAGGCGCGGCCCACGUGACCCGGAAGUUGACGGCUCGCUGCGCAAGGUGGUGACCAUGGCUACAGGAGUAGACCAACUAGUCGGGAUGGGACUAGUGGGCUUCAGCUUGCUACUUUUCUCGUACUACACUAUAUGGGUCAUUGUGUUGCCAUUUGUGGAUGGUAGACAUAUUCUUCACAGCUAUUUCUUGCCACGAGAAUAUGCCGUGAUCUUGCCCGCUGUUGCUGGUCUGCUCCUGGUUUUAUUAGUGGGAACAUUUAUUGCCAUAGUUAUGUGGAAAAACAGAAAGCCUACAAAGAAAACAGAUUAAACAGGACUCAAAUAAGAACUGCAAGAUUACUUCAUUGUCAGCAUGUCCAGGUCAGAAAACAGAUUAACCAGAGGAUUAAAAUACAGAAGGCAAAAUAACAGAAUAAACCUGCUUCAUUGGUGGUUAUAAGAUACUGUCACAUGCUGUUUUUUGGGCAUCUGCACUACUAUCUUAAUACCUGAUUCAUGUCUGCAAUGGUAUUCCUCUGGUGCCAGUUCUGGGCAUUGUGUUCCCUGGUAUUAGCUGUUUAAUGCCACUGUGAAACGUAAACAUUUUGUUUUGUCAAAGAGAAAAUCAUAUAAACUAAACAAAAAUGUUUUUUCCAAAAUUUAAGUGCUGUUUGGACUUGUCAAUAUAUCAUUCAAAAGACAAUUUGAAAUACCAUUUGACUAAAAAAUGCUUUACAUUGGUGAGGAUAACAAAUGGACUGUUCCUACAGGUUGAAGAUCUUUAAUUCAUGAGAAGCAUGCAUCUGUUCUGAAGAUCAUAUGACCAUGUUUCUAAUCUUAAAUAUGGCUGCAAAAUUGAAGUUUUGACGUUUACCACAGACAAAUAUACAAUGAAAGAAACAGGGCAACUUUUCACGCCUUUAGAAAAAUACUUUUGAGAAUAAUCUUGCAGCUACAGUAUAUUUCAGGUAAUAGAUCACAAAGGGAUGGAUGUAAUGUAUAUCCAAUAGCAAGCUACAAAUUGCAUAAUCCGUAAACCUUCUGUUUGAAGUGUGGGGAAGAGAGAGAAAGACAUACCCAUUCCUGGAUAUAUCAGAAAUAUGUUUGAUGCAUCAAUUUCUUGUAUAAAAUGACCAAUUUAUCAAUAAUUAUGGAAAUCCAAGGACCAUUUUUAAACCUGGCAUUUCAGUUUUCUGGAGUGCUCUCUGCACAGUGGUGAGCUUUUCAAACAUUAAUUUCUCAUGAUAUGGGUUGGCAUCUAUUAUUAAUCCCGAGGUUACCUUUGAAAAGGUGAUAGACCUCUGCCAUAAACACGUAUUCUACUGUGGUGCAGUCAGUAGGACAAUUCCAGGACCUUAGUAGUGUGAAAUCGAAUGAGUGGAAGAAAAUAUCUAAGAUGCAAUAGUGUAUUACCUGUAUCAUCUGCUGUUGAUCGUGUCCCAUGUAGUCCAAAGCUCUUAGAGUUUUAGGAGAUGGAGGCAUCGGGUUUCAACGCGCUGCUGAAGAAGUCUUGUUACAAUGGAACCUGAGAACAAUACAUACCUCUUUCAGAGCGGACCGGGAGUGAAUGGACUACUGGUCAAACAUGCUGCUUCAUCCUGAAUGGUGUUUCUCUCCAUGCUGUGUAUGAAGUAAAAUCAGAGCCUGACUCUGCUUUAUUAUGUGGAACUGCAACAGCAGAGUGGUAAUUGUUUUGCAAAGUAAUCGUGGGAGUAUUACUAGUAACUUGGUUUAAUCUUACAGUGUUUUAGAAAUAACUUGAAUUGCGGGAGAGUUAUGCUGAAAAUGUUUUUUGUUGAUCACAAACACGUUUUGCAUCAUAAAUUGACAUAAUGGAAACAGAUAUACAGGAAUCAUAUUACUAAAUUUAAAUCUGCCUGCAUUUAGUCUUUUUUUACAGCUGAUUGAAGAAGCCUUAAAUCCAGUUGCAGUAUUUUAAAUAUUUUAUGCACUUAAAGAAGAAAAAUAAAAUCAUUUCAAAA